UUCUAUUUUAGACUUUAUUCUAGUUUUCUUUAAAAAUUAUUCGGGCUUAUUUAAAAUGCGUUUAAUUUUGAAUUGUUUCAAGACUUUUGCAAUCAGAAAACUCUGUACUGCUCUGCCGGAGCCGCCUCUUAAGUAUUUCCCAACACCAAGAGUUGGAUUGGAAUUGGGGGUAACCAACUGCCGUGUUGCAGUACAUAAGGAUAGGGAGACCAAAGUGAUAAAGAAUGGUUCGGAGACUUAUGCUAUUCCGUCUGUGGUAGCUCUUGUGGAAGAUGGCUUUGUUGUUGGUGAUGCGGCUAUUCGUCACAAAAACUCUGAAAAUGUUUUCUUUAUGAUGGAGCUGUUAAUUGGCAAAAAAUUUAAUGACCCGAUUGUUCAGAUUAUAAGCUUGGCUGUCUGUGGCUUGGAAUUGGGAAUUUUGAGUAUUUCAAUUCUGAGACGACAGAAUGGACUCUUUGAAGUUAAAUUUACUUCCAACAUCAAUUUGAUUGACAACAAAGCCUUCAAACACUUUCCUCACUUCAAGAAACCAAAUGGCCAUUUAAAUGAAUCCCACAUUGAUGAGAUAAUGUGUUCGUAUGCGAAAGCUUUAAUUGAUGCGGAGAUAGACAAAAAAGAAAUCAACGAUGUUAUGGUUAUAGGAACUUUGGCAGCUGAUCAUAAUCAUCAGUUUCGACAACGAAUGACAGACACAAUGUUUGGACGAAAGCCGUUGAUUGCAAAGGCUGAGGAUAUCUCGAUUGGCGCUGCUAUGCAUUGUGAAGUAUUUGCUUUGCGGUUUCCAAGUAAAUAUUAUGAUGCUGAGGAAUUUAUGAAAGAAGCGAAGGCUAACAUUGAGCUUAAAGUUCCAGAUACUGUGAGCUCUUGCGAACAUGUUUGGAAGGCUGUUCAAGACACCAUUAGAUUGUUGUAUGCAAAGAUGGGCAUUUGGGUAUACAAGCAUCAUUCCUCCAAACAUCUUCUUUUCUAUGCUUCCACGUAUGCUCCUACAGUAAAAGAUCAAAUAGUGAUCAGAUUUGGUUUCGAUGCUUCACAAACUUCUCAUCAUUAUGGUUACAAUAGUGGCCUUCCUGCUUAUGUUAUAAAGAAUUAUUUUGUUACAAUCAACGCUUUGCUUGCGGAAAUUCGAAGCUUGGACCACAACGAAGUUCGUAAAGGCCUUGAAGGUUUUUUAAAAGAUGUAGAUAGAAAUCGUGCAAGAAAGAUCAAGGAGAGCGACCUGAACAUACCCAAGUUGGAAGUACUUAUUGAGGAUUUGAAUCGAAGUAUUAUUGGAGAGGUAAAGAAGGAAGAACAGAAGGAAUUGGGUGAUUUGAAUCAAGGUGUGGAGGUCAAGAAUAAAGGGAAGGACAAGAAGAAUAAGGAUAAAGAUUUAUUCAAAUUGGUAAAGAUUCCACAAUUUCAUCAAAUUAUUAAUGGAGAUGUUUAUAAAUUGUCCUAUGCGGCCAUUUAA
Messenger RNA from Meloidogyne enterolobii, 1453 nucleotides. NCBI's taxonomy places the organism in Eukaryota, Metazoa, Nematoda, Chromadorea, Rhabditida, Meloidogynidae. The record is from the annotation of a GenBank genome assembly.